UUCGCAUGUGAUGAGUUAAGAAGAAGCACAUGAGCAUGAGGGCUCAUAUAAAAAGUCACCGUAUCAUCUUUAUUUGCCGUGGUGGGGUAUUUUGCAUGAGCGCACAUGGAGACUUCAGGAAAAGCAGGAUUGUUUUAAGCUAAACCAAAAAAAAAAAGGGAAUAAAGAUGGCAACGGCAUCAGCAAGAACCUUGGUGGAACGUCGGCGGGGCUCGCUUUUCCGAAGUAGCAAUGAAGAAGAAUUGACAAGGAAAGACGACGACUCUUCCACUUUAGCAGAUGUCGGCGGCGGCGGGUGUGGAACAUUCCGAGAUGGGGAAGAUGGAGAGGAGAACGUUUGUCGGAUGGAAACUGUUAAAGCCAGCGUGCCGCGUCCGAAGGUGAUGAGCGCCGAGGAGCGGGAGCGUCUGCGCGCACUCUUCGAUGCCUACGACACGGACCAGUCGGGCAGCAUCGAGCGCGACGAGUUCUUCACCAUCUGCACUGAGUUGCAAGUCAGUCCCAGCGAGGCCGAGCGCCUCUUCAACCGCCUGGACGUGGACAAGGACGGCACCAUCACGCUGCCCGAGUUUAUCAGCGGCUUCCACGAGCGACACCGCAUGGACGUGGAGCAGGAGCCCAGACAGGAGGAGGACGACGAGGAGCCGUGCGCCGUCGCCUGGGAGGACUUCGCGGCCCGACUGGGCGAGCAGAGCAAGUUCAUACCCAAACACGAUCUAGUGGCGACAUUGUACCAGAACGUCAGUGUGAAUGAGCCUCGGCUCGUCCCUCAGCUGGAGAAAGUUCUGCUUGGUUUCAUCAAGGAGAUCAAACAGCAGAAUGGCGAGAUGGAGAACUUGGCGCUGGCCAUCAGGCGAGCACAGGAUCAAGCAUCCAUGCAGCUCAGCGAGAUGGAGGAGGAGAUGGACCAGCGCAUUCACACCACCGAGAGGAAAACGCGUGAGCAGGAGAAAAAGCGAGGGGAGGCGGAACUGGAAGAGUUGCGAAGAACUUAUGAGACAGAAGUGUGUGAGCUCCAGUGUAAAAUCCAGAGGAUGCAAAUGAUCGAGGAGAAGUACAAGAACAUCACAGUGAAAGAUGAGAGUCCGGCCCUGAAGAAGAAGAUCAGCGAGCUCACGCUGGAGAAUCAGCGGUUUAAACAGGAGCUACUCAAGUCCCAGACCAAAGUGGCAUGUCUGCAGAGUGACAUGGACUCACUCAAGACCGAGCUCACCGACCAGAGCAUCAACUUUGAAAGAGACGAGGAGCUCAUGAAGCAGUUUUCUGAGGAGCGGGACAUCCUGGAGAGCCAGAUUGAGAUCCUACAGGAAGCCAACAGGAAGCUCCAUGACAGCAACGAUGGCCUGAGAGCCGCUUUGGAGAGGACCACCAAGUCAAGUAACAGCGCCACCAAGGACAGACUCAGAAGUAAAAGCCUCGCCUGCCCAUCACCAUACGCCCUUGACAGGUUCUGCCAGCGUCCUGACGACUUCUCCAUUUAUGGCCGACGACCCAGCAGCGACUCACUGGCACUGGCGCUGUGCGACCCGGGCCUGAAACGGCGGAACAGCAGCGAAUGUGAGGAGGACAGCCUGCCCGAAAUCUACAUGGACAGCGGCCUGUCCACGCUGCGAGGCUCGCACGGUGGAUACGACUCAGAGCAGGAGGUCAAAGGCCUGGAAGAGGAGGAGGAGCAGGAGGAGGAGGAGGAGGAGGAGGCAGAAGAGGUGACCAAGAAAAGGGAGGAGUUUGUCGCCAAAAGCUUGACUGAGGAGACCUCUGACACUGAGCCGGCAGAGACUCAAGAUGGCGAGUCAGCGUUUGGUUCUGACAGCAGCUCCGUUCUGGACUGGAAGCCGUCCGAACCUGUUCGGGCGCCCUCCUCUACGGACCAAACCACCACCGCCCCCACGCACACCAGAAAAGCCAUCAGCGCCAUCAGUGUGCAGAGGGAGGACAAGGACAGUUGCGACUUAGGCUACAUGACGUCCGAGAAGGCUUACAGGAUCGUGAUGGCCGGAGACGCCGCCGUGGGCAAGUCCAGCUUCCUGUUGCGACUCUGCAAGAACGAGUUCAAACUCAACUCCAACGCAACCCUCGGCGUGGAUUUCCAAAUGAAGACGUUCAUGGUAGAUGGCGAGCCCACUCUGUUACAAAUAUGGGACACUGCUGGACAGGAGAGAUUCCGCAGCAUCGCCAAAUCUUACUUCCGGCGAGCUGAUGGCGUUCUGCUGCUGUAUGACGUGACAUGUGAGAGGAGCUUCUUGAACGUGAGGGAGUGGGUAGACAUGAUCGAGGACAUAUCUCAGGAGGACAUCCCCAUCAUGCUGGUUGGUAACAAGUGUGACCUCAGGCAAGGGGCGGCCAACUGUGUGCCCACCAGCUAUGGCGAGAAGCUGGCAAUGACCUACAACACUCUGUUCUGUGAAACCAGUGCCAAAGAUGGCUCCAACAUCCUGGAAGCCGUGCUGCAUCUUGCCAGGGAGCUGACCAAACACGCUAAGUUGGACCAGACAGCUCAUUACCAGUCGCUGCCCAAUUUAGACGCUCCCAGGAAAAAGCCCAACUUCUCCUGCUGCAACUGAUCCACUCGUUGGGUCUGGAUUGCUACUGAUGUUGGGUCUGGAUUUUUCUUCUUUUUUUUUUUUUUUUUUAAAGCAAAAUGCAGCAAAAGGAACAAAGACUUUGUUGUUGUGAAGACAUUUGAAGUGACCGGAAGUAUAGCAGAGCACAUCUAAGCAACACAACUGCAACUUUUGUCAUUAAACAAAAAAAGAAUUACACUAUGUACUGAAUUUUCGGAGGUGUUUUUGCCUUUUAGAACUCUUGGGUUCAUCUCAUGUUGAUCUCUGCUUAUUUGCCAUCACUUCCCGCACUUCGUAGAUCCGAUGGAUGCGAUGUGAAUGCUUUAAGAAGGAUAUGAAAGUAUGAUUUAGGAUGUGACAUGUUGUUUCUUGUGGAAGGAUAGCGAUUUAUUUUUUGUCUUUUUGUUUGUUUUGUUGUUUGUUUGUUUGUAUUUUGCUUUGUUUUGCAUGAUUUUGUGGCAAUGAGCUCAACCGCCCAUUGUUUUGUUGCACAGGAGCUAAUUGUCUGCAUUUUUACACAAAAUAAAUGUCUUAUUCGA
Messenger RNA from Hippocampus comes (tiger tail seahorse), 3103 nucleotides. It is a transcript of the gene rasef, whose product is annotated as RAS and EF-hand domain containing. The transcript has 18 exons. The record is from RefSeq and is a predicted model, not a curated record. Lineage: Eukaryota; Metazoa; Chordata; Actinopteri; Syngnathiformes; Syngnathidae. Bases 168 to 2564 code for a protein of 798 amino acids. Gene Ontology annotation, molecular function: GTP binding; GTPase activity; calcium ion binding.